Molecule: messenger RNA, 885 nt
Organism: Phodopus roborovskii (desert hamster)
Lineage: Eukaryota; Metazoa; Chordata; Mammalia; Rodentia; Cricetidae
Gene: Cib4
Product: calcium and integrin binding family member 4
Exons: 9
Coding region: 328-885 (185 amino acids)
Molecular function (GO): calcium ion binding
Source: RefSeq, a predicted model, not a curated record
CGCGCUCCAGCUCCUCGUAGCCGCCCUCGCUGAGGUUGUAGCGCGCCCGCAGCUCCAGCUGCCGCAGCUCCAGCCGCUGUCGCUCGAUCAUCUCCGGCUCCGACUCCAGCGCGUCGAACACCGCGGCGCCCACCAGCAGAGCCUCUGCAUCCCCACACUUGAAGCAGGGACAGAGGGUGGACUCAGCCAUUACUGAGAUCUCAGGCAGACCAACAGGGGCAGAAGGUGGAAUGCUGGUCACCAUAGCAACUCAAUCAACGGACUUGCACCAGCUGCUGAGCCCUUGGGACAGAAGUUCCACUGCUGGCAGGAGGAGAGUGGUUUGUCAUGGGGCAGUGUUUGAGGUACCAGAUGCAGUGGGAGGACCUGGAAGAGUACCAGGCUCUGACCUUCCUAACAAGGAAUGAGAUUUUGUGCAUCCACGACACCUUCCUGAAGCUCUGCCCUUCAGGCAAGCACUAUAAGGAGGCCACACUGACUAUGGACCAAGUCAGCUCUCUUCCUGCUCUGAGGGUCAACCCUUUCAGAGAUCGCAUCUGCAGGGUAUUCUCCCAUGACGGCGUGUUCUCCUUUGAAGAUGUGCUGGGCAUGGCGUCAGUGUUCAGUGAGCAGGCCUGCCCCAGCCUGAAGAUUGAAUAUGCCUUUCGCAUCUAUGAUUUUAAUGAGAAUGGCUUCAUUGAUGAGGAAGACCUCCAGAAAAUUGUGCUAAGACUGCUGAACAGUGAUGAUGUGUCUGAGGACCUGCUGAUGGACAUCACCCACCACGUCCUGAGUGAGUCAGAUCUGGACAAUGACAGCAUGCUGUCCUUCUCAGAGUUUGAACAUGCAAUGGCCAAAUCUCCAGAUUUCAUGAACUCCUUCCGGAUUCAUUUCUGGGGAUGUUGA